AUGCAACCUUCUCCGCUAGGACACUCAGCUCACGAGAAGGCAUCGGAGGCGGAUUCGGGGGCGCUGGUUCUCGCGCCACCCCCGUCUCCUGCCCCUCGAGGCUACCGUUUCACCGUCUACUUACCGACGCUGAACCGGUCAAUACUUCAAGGCCGCCCCAGAAACGCUCGUCGCAGGCACCGUUUCUGGCCGUACUUCGCCUGUGCCUUCUUUACCUUUUUCGCCCUUCAUCUACUCCUCAACCAGCCCAGAUGGCGUCGAUGGCACCGAAUACCCUCUCCUUCCUCACGCACCUCAGGACCUCUCCAGUGCUUCGAGAAAGUGGUCUGGGAUGCAACCGACUUCGACCUCCAAGGCGAUUUUCCUCACCGAGCCCGGACAUCAGUCGAACUUCCCCUCUCCGCCGAUCAGCUCUACUUUGUCGCUGAGGGCGCACUCUCCCACGGGUCCUUUGAGGUCGUACAAGCUCCGAUCGCAUCAUCGGAUGUAGCACUGGUGGACGUCCAAGUGUCUUACCACAGCCAUGAGGCCCUUCUCGAUGCAGCCGUAUGCCGCCUCAACCCUGCACCUGGAAAAUGGGGAUUCGGGAUCUUUACCCCGGGAUGGCAGCGCCCUCGGCAUGAGCGAAUGCUCAAAUUUGACAUCCGCUUGACCCUUCCGUCGGCACCCCCGGACGAGCCUCUCAAACUGCAUGGUCUCCGCACAGACCUUCCUCUGUUCUCUCAUCAUGUCCGUGAGCUCGGGGAGACCGCUCGCUUCGCACGUGUCGAGUUCGAGUCUCAGAACACCCCCCUCUGGGUUGAUUCGCUUACUGCAGACCAAGUCGUAUUCCGUACCACCAACAGUGCGAUACACGGCCGGUAUAAUGUCUCCAGUGAUCUUGAACUCAUGACCACCAACGCUGCGAUCGUCGCCCAUGCCGAUCUCCUUGAUGCAUCGGACAGAGAGGAGUUGCCCACCGACGCUCGGAAGCCGCCCCGCCUCUCUCUCCAUACUUCCAACGGCCUCAUUAACGCGACUGUCCGGUGUUAUCACAACCGCUCAUCCAACGCUCGCGGCAAUGGCGUCGUUUUCGGAGCGCCUGAGACCCCAGCACGCUUCGCUAUCUCCGCGCACACGACAGACGCGCCGCUCGCCCUUGCCGUCCACGAGCUUCCGGCGCACGCCGUCCUCGCGGUGACCGCCACGACGUCGAACGCCCCCGCUCAGGUCGAGCUCCCACGCACGUUCGAGGGCGGGUUCGUGCUCACGUCGUCGACGUUCUUCCGGCCCACGCUCAACGUCACGGACGCCCUCGGGCGACGCGUUACCAGCGAAGCCAUCAGCCGGAGCUCUGUCUGCGGAGCCAUCAGGUUGGGCCAACACGAGAGUGAGGGUGAGGACGAAGGGAUGGUCGAUUUCCAGACUUCCAACGCGCCCAUCAGGCUUCUGCUCCCGUAA
Epithele typhae is the source of this 1440-nucleotide messenger RNA. RefSeq lists its product as uncharacterized. The transcript has 5 exons. Lineage: Eukaryota; Fungi; Basidiomycota; Agaricomycetes; Polyporales; Epitheliaceae. The record is from RefSeq and is a predicted model, not a curated record. Bases 1 to 1440 code for a protein of 479 amino acids.